Molecule: messenger RNA, 1350 nt
Organism: Podarcis muralis (Common wall lizard)
Lineage: Eukaryota; Metazoa; Chordata; Lepidosauria; Squamata; Lacertidae
Source: RefSeq, a predicted model, not a curated record
AUGCUGAUACUUCUAAUACUUUCUCCAUUGGUAAGGGGAGCAUCUCUGCAGAGAACCACCAGCUCUGCUCCAAGGCUUUUUCUGCCAGGAUGGGUUCCUAAUGCUUGUACAUUAGUUAUAUGUGCAUCUGCUGAGACCAGACCAAAAGGAGAAGAGGGAGAUCAAGGAUUACCAAUACCCCAAGGACUACAGGGAAAUCUAAUGCAACUAUUUUCUCAUUCAGAGCUGGAAAGCCUUAAAACACAAAUAAGGGGCUUGGAAACAGAGUUGGAGGGUUUGAAAUCUGCCAUCACCAAAACUCAAAAAGUUCUCCUUGCCCCCAACGGCGUGAUGGUUGGUGAGAAGGUAUUCAAAACAGAUGGAUCCAGAGGUGAUUAUGAUGCUGCGCGUGAGACCUGCUUGCGCAUGGGUGGCGCACUUGCCUCCCCAAGGAAUGCGGCAGAGAACAGCGCCCUGCAAAAAAUAGUGACCUGGUAUAACAGAAGAGCAGUCCUUGGGAUCAAUGACAUGGCGACAGAAGGCAGGUUUGAGUACCUGAAUGGUGACGUCAUUGGGUACUCUAACUGGGCCCCAGGAGAACCAAAUAAUCUUGGCAACGAGGACUGUGUAGAAAUGCAUCAAGAUGGCAAAUGGCAUGACAGAGGCUGCACACUUGAGUGGUUAGUCAUUUGUGAAUUCUAAAAUCAGGAGGUGCAGGGGUGGCCAUGUUUGUGAGGUGAAGGAAUAGUUUGUUCUAAUUCUUUCAAAAUUCAGUACCCCUCUAGCCUGAACAGUAAGUUGCGCAAGUGAUAUUCAAGAUGCUACUUUCCUUUACCUGACUGUGUGCAGAAAGAAUAUGGCAAAUUUAAUGUGAGGCUUGUGAUUUCUAGUAAAGCAUGUCCAAGAAUAAAAAAUACAUGCUAUGAGUACGCAGACAUUCAGGCAACAUCCAUCCCCAUGGUAACAACAAGGAAACUACACUGGAACGCCCACAUGCCUUUUCAACCAGUCCCAAAAAUGCAAAACUGCCAUUUUCUUCUCUAUAGCCCAAUUCAAGGAAUUGUUCCUCACCUGCACAAGAACAUAUAACAAAGGCUACUCCAGCUCAGACCAUGGCGUAACUUCAUAAGGCGCUCAAGGAAUCGUACCAGUGAUUCUAGUAUUCAGAUUCAGGAAUGUUGCUCUCUGUACCAGCACAGGAGCUUGCUGAAGAAAGAAAUAGCAGAGCAACAACACUCACCAUCAUUUCAGGUGGUCAGCGGUAAUUGUAGCUACCAACACAAGAGGCCAAAAGACUUCCAGUUGAUCGCAUAAGGCUACUGACUCUGACAUUUCUUCCAGGUUUGCGCUAUUUGUUUCUCAGACAUAGGU